Conger conger (European conger) is the source of this 1282-nucleotide messenger RNA. It is a transcript of the gene oard1, whose product is annotated as O-acyl-ADP-ribose deacylase 1. Gene Ontology annotation, biological process: peptidyl-glutamate ADP-deribosylation. The transcript is spliced from 5 exons. The record is from RefSeq and is a predicted model, not a curated record. The coding region runs from base 121 to 615 and encodes 164 amino acids. NCBI's taxonomy places the organism in Eukaryota, Metazoa, Chordata, Actinopteri, Anguilliformes, Congridae.
AGAAGAAGAAGAAGAAGAAGAAGAAGAAGAAGAAGUAAAGCGCUUUAAUUUGUGACAGAUAAAUGUUGCUGUCAAAAUAUUCUCUUUGCAAACCGUUCCCCAGGGCCGUAAAUUAGUGCAAUGAAUUCUGAAGAGCUUCAAGACCAAAAGGAAGAUAAAAGUGACCCUCUCCCUUCUGCCUCUGAGGGCUGGAGUCUGCACUACAUGACGGGUGACCUGUUCUCCUGUCCUGCAGAUGAGGCUUUGGCCCACUGCAUUAGCGAAGACUGCCGCAUGGGGGCAGGCAUCGCCACGAUCUUCAAGAAGAAAUUUGCCGGCGUUGCAGAGCUGAAAGCGCAACAGAAAACACCUGGAGAAUGUGCUGUGCUGAGUCGUGGAGGACGCUGGGUGUAUUACCUGAUCACCAAGAAGAAAGCUAGCCAGAAGCCCACCUAUGAUGCCCUCCGGCAAAGCCUGGAGGCCAUGAAACUGCACUGCCUGGAGAAUGGAGUCGGCAGCCUAUCCAUGCCACGGAUUGGCUGUGGAUUGGAUCGUCUGAAGUGGGAGAAAGUGUCUUUGAUGCUUGAGGAGAUCUUCAGAGACACCAAUAUUUGCAUUACUGUAUACACAUUAUGAGACAUUUUUUUUGCCAUUCGAAUAUGAUGCCUUUCUGUUGAAGUCUUUCUGAACUGAUAAAGUGUUCUCAGCCAUUUGAAUGCUAAUUUUGUUUGCAGGCUGCUUUUGAAUGUUGAAUGAGUCAAUUCCACAAUUUCUGUAAGUUUGAUGAAUGUGUGAAGUACUACUGUACCACUGUUGAUGCCACUCAUAAAUUUGGACUUUUAUACAAAGCUUUCAUAACUCCAAUCAGACUAUUAAAAAUAUAGACAUUAAGGCUGUCUUAAGCAAACAUUGAAAUAUAUCAUUAAAAAGGAAAGUUUGAUAUUGAUUAUAGUUCACAGAAGGUAAAAAAAAAAAAUGUUAUCCACUUAAAAAACUUCCUCUUCCUUUUCCCUACACCACGUUUCUAGUGGAUCUACUUCACAAGCAUUUCCAAUUAUGAAUUUAUCUGAAGCUAUACAUUGUACAUUUUAAAACCUACGCCUACAAAGAGCAAAGGUGGUGCAUAUUUCCACUUCUAUUCAAGGUCUGGAUAUUGUCAGGACUAAAUAGAAGUACCUUGGUUUUGAAACCGAUGAUAAACUGAGCUUUAAAAUCUUGCCACAGUAUAUUUUAUGACAACCUACCUCUUUUAAUGUUGAUACGUUUUUAAAGCUCUUAUAAAAAAAUAUUGCCUACUGCAAAA